Molecule: messenger RNA, 713 nt
Organism: Cuscuta epithymum
Lineage: Eukaryota; Viridiplantae; Streptophyta; Magnoliopsida; Solanales; Convolvulaceae
Source: the annotation of a GenBank genome assembly
GCAAAUUGAGCAAGUAAAUAAUUAGAGAGCCAAUGUUAACUAAUUCUCAUAACUAACAGCUCGAUCGUCAGCGCUACGCACUCCUUUCAAAUUCGUGGGAAUGGUGGCAAGUAAAUGGAAAGUUUUUAAUUGUCUAUGGGUGAUUGCUCUUGCACUGGGAAUUAUAGGUGUACUAUGUGGGAUUAUUGCAGCAGUAAUCGGUCGUCGUUAUAGGAUACAGGUUCCAGAGGACGUUGCGCUUCAAUGUAAAAGACCGGGCUGGGCAGUAGUUCCGGCGUUAGCAUCUCACAUGUUGUCUGCUAUCAUUGCCGUUCUUCUUCGAGCAUCUGUUCCCGUUGCUAGUAAAUGUGUGCGGACGCGCUGGGUUAUUGCAAGCCUCGUAUAUCUUGCACUAUACGGGUUUCUCCUUUGCAAAACAUGGUUUUGGACAAGGUCGUGUGAACUGGCAACGUACCUCAUGAGUGUGGUUGGAGUUCUGAUUGCUGCAGGAAUCUGUUUUACCGGUUUUAAUGCAUAUAUUAUGAGAAAACCUCGAAGGUAUUAUUGGGAGGGCAUAUCGGUCUAAUACUUUGUACCUUUAUCAUACACCCGGGUGUCUCCGUAUAAUAAUACUUUGUACCUGUUGUAAAAUCGUGAGAAUGACAAGUGUGAAUGGUACAUCUUUAUCAUUAAAACACCAAGCUAUUCAUGGUCCAUUGAUCAUUGUAAUAAAC